CUCCGGAUUUUCUGGUCGUGAUCACUAAGGUUAACCAGGUGGAUAUAUAAACGUUUGACCAUUAGCUUGCAACGAGCGUGCGUGUGAAGCGCAUCUGAUACUCUCUGCAGGUCCUUGGAGCCACUCCGGAAGAGAUAGGGCCAUGCCUGCCAAAGUAAUUGCCUUGCUUCUUGUUGGCCUCGUGUGUGGUCAGCGAAUCGAAGAUCCCAUCGGGCCUCCGCGGCCGUACACGUUUUCGUACGAUAUCACGAACGACUUCGGGACUCGACUGAGCCAGACGGAGAGCGGGGACGAGAACAACGUCAAGACGGGCACGUACUCUUAUUCAGAGGCAACUGGCAUUUUCCGGAAUGUAAACUACAUCGCCGAUAAGGAUGGAUUCCGUGCUACCGUCGACACCAAUGAACCGGGCACGAAGUCAUCCGCGCCAGCUGACGUUGUCAUCAACUCCCAGGCCUCCGAUGUAGCACCACCUGCAGCGACCAUAACUAACAGACCAGCCGCAUUCGUCACCGCCCCAGCGCCACGUCCGAGGUUUGUGUCGCAGAGUUUCCCGCAGGCUCCGCGGUUUGUGGCACCCGUCACCAUUGCCCGGUCAGCUCCCCUGCAAUUCAGACCGCCAAGAACCGCUGCUAGAUUCGCUGCUCCAGGGGCAGCAUCCGCCUCUUUUAGGCCCGGUGGCGCGAGCUCCGCGUCUUUUACGCUUGGCAACAACCCGCCACUCAGCUACACACUCCGUAGAAGCCGAUAAUCACUCAUUUUAUACGCCUGCAGGAGCAGUAUACAAUGCAACCACAUCAUACUGCGCUGUGAACUGUGAUCAUUGUGUGCUUCCAAAGGGUGACGCUACGCUUGUUGCACCGUGCGCAUGCAUGGAGGCUGUAUGGUCGCAUUUGUUGUAUCUUUUUCCACCUGCUCUCGACUGCGAUCGAAUUUUUAAGAUCGUGCCUGAUGCUUUUUCUAUAUCAACAAGGUAUCAGAAGCGCCAAUGUUUAACAAGGCGCUCCUGGUAACUUUUGCAUCUCUAUAACCCCCAGUCUUAUCAAAACAAACAAACACACACACUUCAAUAUCAAGCUUUUGCAGAAGAUCGCGAUCCGGUUUGUACGCAAACCUUGCUCAAUAAAGGUGUUUUUGCAAUGC
Dermacentor albipictus is the source of this 1143-nucleotide messenger RNA. Its product is annotated as cuticle protein 16.8-like. Gene Ontology annotation, molecular function: structural constituent of chitin-based larval cuticle. The record is from RefSeq and is a predicted model, not a curated record. Gene Ontology annotation, cellular component: chitin-based extracellular matrix. Lineage: Eukaryota; Metazoa; Arthropoda; Arachnida; Ixodida; Ixodidae.